CUAAUGACAAGUUGACAACUUCCACUCCCAUUAACGUAGGUUUUUCUGUUUCGCUCUGAACCUGUUUGCUGAAAGUCCAGAAAGAAAGAAAGAAAGAAAGAAAAUGGUUGUUCUAUCAGGAUCAGUGGCCAUGGUUAAGAUUCCAGAGACUCACUUUCUUUCAGGUUCUUUAUCAAAACCAAUGGAUAAAUGCUUCUUGAAAAUCAGCUCUAGUGAAUGCUUUCCAGGUUCCUCUGUUAGGGCUAAAGCAACGCAUAAGCUACCACUUGUAGUACGAGCAAGUGGAGAUGGUGGAAGACAAAAUAGUGGAAAUAUCUUUGUUGGUGGCUUUGUAUUGGGAGGACUGGUUGUUGGAGCAUUAGGUUGUCUAUAUGCACCUCAGAUAAGCAGGGCACUAGCUGCAGCUGACAGUACAGAAAUCAUGAAGAAACUUCCGAAAUUUAUGUACGAUGAAGAAAAAGCUCUUGAGAGGACUCGCAAGGUGCUGUCGGAGAAAAUAGCCGAGCUGAAUUCUGCCAUUGAUGGUGUUUCUGCACAGUUGAGGUCAGAUGAACCCACGGAAACAGACGGCUACGUCGCAAGGUCAGAGGAAGUUGAAUCAUCUGUAUAAUGGAUGAAUUAUUAGUGAUUAGACCAUAUAUUAUUAGAUUUAAUCACAAACUAUCGUAUUCUUUUAAUGAUCUCGAAACAUUAUCAUCAAGUACUGGAUUUUAAUGUUUUAUUAGUGAAUUUUGCUUAUCAUAAUCAAGUAAUCAACUAUUUCUUUUCCCUCUGGUUGAUUAACUUUGCAUCACCAAUAAAGCAUGGUUCUUGCUGAACUUAGGUUGAAUGGCACAACUAAGAACAUUAAAAUGAUGACUCCAUAUUACAUUUGCAUUAUUGAAUCCCUUCAGGUACAUGUUGUGUAGGAUCUGAAGUUGAUCCUACAUAGUAUGUUCCAAACAUAAGGUUGGGAUUCAUGCAUAGGUGUUGAAUUUCCCACAAGGUGAUUCAACAUCAAUUCAGUUUUCAUGGUUGGUUUGGUGCAUAAUUUUAAUGUCAAUGUGAUUUAAAUCUUGAAUUGAUAUUUGUGGGGGAGUCUCAUUUAACUUUUUUUUAGUGGU
Molecule: messenger RNA, 1103 nt
Organism: Arachis stenosperma
Lineage: Eukaryota; Viridiplantae; Streptophyta; Magnoliopsida; Fabales; Fabaceae
Exons: 5
Coding region: 104-610 (168 amino acids)
Cellular component (GO): chloroplast thylakoid membrane; chloroplast inner membrane
Source: RefSeq, a predicted model, not a curated record